AUGAACCAUCCACGGCAACAAUUCCCAAACUUUAUGUCACAAGUUGACAAACUCAAAUCAGAUCCAACACUAAACCAAAUGCAAGUCCAAACCAUGCCAAUGAUUCAGAAACCUCUUUCCCUCCUCUUUCACAUUUUCCUGUUUUCCUCAUUGCCACUUAUCACAACCACAUCAUCAUCUCCAACACCAAUAGCACAGGCAGAGGCCCUGAUCAAAUGGAAGAGAAGCUUUUCUUCUUCUUCUUCUUCUCCACCACCUUCACUUCUCCAUUCAUGGUCCCUCACCAACAUCAACAACCUUUGCAACUGGACCGGCGUUGCAUGCGGCGAUCACACCACCAAAACCAGAACAGUCUCCAAAAUAGACCUCUCCAACAUGAACAUCACCGGAACAUUAACCCGAUUCGACUUCAUCCGGUUUCCCAAUCUCACUCACUUCAACCUCUUCAGCAACAAUUUCAGUGGACAAAUUCCAUCUGCCAUUGGCAACCUCACCAGCCUCACAUUCUUGGACUUGGGCAACAACGUUUUUGAUCAAGAAAUACCAUCUGAGAUAGGCAGGUUAGCAGAGCUGCAGUACUUGAGUUUCCACAACAACAGUCUCUAUGGUGCCAUCCCUUAUCAACUAAGCCAUCUCCAAAAGGUAUGGUACUUGGACCUUGCAUCAAACAUCUUUAUGUCUCCUGAUUGGUCCAAGUUUUCAGGCAUGCCUUCAUUGACCUACCUUGAUAUUCAUAAUAAUACUAAUCUAAAUUCAGAUUUCCCAGAUUUCAUAUCCCAUUGUUGGAACUUGACAUUCCUUGACUUGUCUCAGACUCAUAUGACUGGCCAAAUACCAGAAGCAGUAUGUAACAAUCUGGCCAAACUUGAAUAUCUCAAUCUCACUAACAACUUGUUUCAAGGACCCUUUCCAAAAAACUUUUCCAAACUUACCAAGCUCAAACACCUUCAUGCACAAGUGAACAAUUUCAGUGGCCCAAUUCCUGAAGAUAUCGGUUCAAUAUCUGGUCUUCAGCGUAUGGACCUGCUUCAAAAUUCCCUUGAAGGGAAAAUUCCAUCCUCUAUAGGCCAACUCAGGGAGCUUCAGUACCUUGAUCUUCAAAUGAAUUCCUUAAACUCAUCAAUCCCAUCUGAGCUUGGUCUUUGUACCAACCUCUCCUACUUGGACCUGACUUCCAAUCACCUUGAAGGGAAAAUUCCCCCUUCUAUAGGCCAACUCCGAGAGCUGAAGCACCUUGAUCUUCGUAAAAAUUCCUUAAACUCUUCAAUCCCUUCUGAGCUUGGUUUAUGUACCAGCCUCACCUACUUGGCCCUGGCUUCCAAUAAACUCAAUGGGGAAUUGCCUCUGUCCUUGUCCAAUCUGAACAACAUCAAUCGAUUGGGUUUAUCUGAAAAUCAUCUUACAGGUCCCAUCCUGCCUUCCCUUAUCUCCAAUUGGACUGAAGUGGAAUCUUUGCAACUUCAAAACAAUAAGUUCAAUGGGAAUAUUCCAGCAGAAAUUGGCCUGUUGACAAAGCUCAACUACCUUUUUCUAUACAACAAUAACUUCUCUGGAUCAAUUCCCUCAGAGAUUGGUUACUUGAAAGAUUUGACAACAUUGGCUCUUUCAGGAAACCAGCUCUCAGGGCCAAUUCCUAUGACACUCUGGAACCUCACAAAUAUUAAGACAGUCAACCUUUACUUCAACAAUCUCACUGGCAUGAUUCCACCAGAGAUUGAAAAUAUGGUGUCACUGGAGGAAUUUGAUGCAGACACUAACCACCUGUAUGGAGAGUUGCCAGGCACCAUUUCUCGGCUUACUAAAUUAAAGUCAUUUUCUGUGUUCACCAAUAAUUUUUCGGGAAGCAUUCCGAGGGAUUUUGGCAGGUACAGUCCUAAUUUGAGCAUUCUGCGCCUUUCGAACAACAGCUUUAAAGGAGAGCUGCCACCAGAAUUGUGUAGCGGUUCUGCUCUGGAAGAAUUGUCUGUAGAUGAUAACAACUUCUCCGGGUCAUUGCCAAAGUGCUUGAGAAAUUGUUCAAAACUACGAACAGUUGCUGUUCUUCACAACCAAUUCACGGGAAGCAUUACAAAUUCAUUUGGUAUUCAUCCUAAUCUUAACUCUGUUUUUCUCAGCAAUAAUAAAUUUGUUGGUGAAAUCUCACCAGAAUUGGGAGAAUGUAAAAGUCUCAAACGCUUAUGGAUGGAUAGAAAUAAAAUUUCUGGUCAAAUCCCACCUGAGCUUGGGAAGUUGAGCAAAUUGGAAGAACUAAUCCUGGACUCUAAUGACUUGACUGGAUACAUUCCGGCUCAGUUGGGAAACUUAGGCCUACUGUACAAGCUCAAUCUGAGCAAGAAUCAUUUGACAGAAGACAUCCCCAAGAGUCUAAGCAAUUUGACUAAUCUCCGGGAACUUGAUUUAUCCAAAAACAAUUUGUCAGGAAAAAUCCCCAUAGAGCUUGGUAAGUUUGAGAGGUUGUCAACUUUAAAUCUGAGCCACAACAAUUUAUUUGGUCAAAUACCACCAGAGCUUGGUAAUUUGCCCUUGCAGUACUUGUUGGACCUCAGCAGCAAUUCACUCUCAGAACCGCUUCCUGCAGACCUGGCUAAGCUUAUACGGCUGGAGAUUCUUAAUGUCUCACAUAACCAUCUCUCAGGGAGCAUCCCAGAAACAUUUUCCAGAAUGGUUAGUCUAUUUGGCAUUGAUUUCUCUUACAAUAACUUAACUGGUCCAAUCCCAACUGGUGCCAUUUUUCGAAAAGAGCCUGCAAAUUCCUUUCUUGGAAAUGAUGGCUUGUGUGGAGAUACCGAGGGUCUAACUCCAUGCAACUCAAAUCCCGGAAAGUCCAACAAGAUUAGCAAGGUUCUACUUGCUUUCCUGGUUUCCAGUUGUGUUAUAUUAGUGGUUGCAACUACAAGUACUGCUGCAGUGCUAAAGUUCAGCCGGAAAUCGAAGCUUAAAGAAACCGAAAGUCCUAGGAUGUCUGAGAGUUUAGAUUUAGGGAUAUUGGGAAGAUAUGGAAAAUUCACAUUUGGUGCAAUUGUGAACGCGACGGAGAACUUUGAUGAGAAAUACCUCAUUGGAAAAGGAGGAUUUGGGAGUGUCUACAAGGCUAUGUUGGGCAGGGGGAAAGUGGUUGCAGUUAAGAAGCUGAACAUUUCAGACUCUAGUGACAUUCCAGAAAUAAAUCGCCAAAGUUUUGAGAAUGAGAUACGAACCUUGACAGAAGUGAGGCACAGAAACAUAAUAAAUCUCUAUGGGUUCUGUUCAUGGAGGGACUGCUUGUACUUGGUGUAUGAAUAUGCAGAGAGGGGUAGCUUGAGAAAAGGACAGAGGAAAGGGAAGAAGAACUUGGAUGGAGCACAAGGGGACAUAACUUUGAACAACAUAUUACUUGAGAAGGGUUUCGUGCCACGGUUAUCGGAUUUUGGAACUGCAAGGUUGUUGAGCACAGAUUCAUCCAAUUGGACUUCUGUAGCUGGAUCUUACGGCUACAUGGCUCCAGAGCUGGCUUUCACAAUGCGUGUGACGGAUAAGUGCGAUGUGUAUAGCUUUGGAGUGGUGGCAUUAGAAAUAAUGAUGGGAAGGCAUCCUGGAGAGCUUUUAGCUUCCCUAUCAGUCUCAUUACCAGAAAAUGCAGAAUUGCUUUUGAAGGAUUUGUUAGACCAACGGCUAAGGCCUCCUCCCGUUCAGUCAGCAGCGGCAGUGGCUUCUGUGGUAACCAUGGCUUUGGCCUGUACGCGCACUAAUGCAGAGUCAAGACCUACCAUGGAUUUUGUGGCAAAAGAACUAUCAUCAGCCAGGACCCAGGCUAACCUCUCUGUACCAUUUGGCAUGAUCACCAUCAACAAGUUGGCAAAUUUUCAAAACCAGAAGAACUUUUAA
Messenger RNA from Prunus armeniaca (apricot), 3864 nucleotides. NCBI's taxonomy places the organism in Eukaryota, Viridiplantae, Streptophyta, Magnoliopsida, Rosales, Rosaceae. The record is from the annotation of a GenBank genome assembly.